Egretta garzetta (little egret) is the source of this 1943-nucleotide messenger RNA. RefSeq names its product nuclear factor NF-kappa-B p105 subunit-like. Gene Ontology annotation, biological process: signal transduction. The record is from RefSeq and is a predicted model, not a curated record. NCBI's taxonomy places the organism in Eukaryota, Metazoa, Chordata, Aves, Pelecaniformes, Ardeidae. Gene Ontology annotation, molecular function: protein binding.
ACCCCCCUGCACCUGGCAAUAAUCACAAAGCAGGCAGAGGUGGUAGAAGACUUGCUGAAGGCUGGAGCAGAUGUCAGCCUUCUGGAUCGCCAUGGAAAUUCUGUCUUACAUUUAGCUGCUACUGAAGGAGACGACAAGAUUUUGAGGCUACUCCUAAAGCAUAAGAAGAUCUCUGCAAUGGUGGACCUUUCCAAUGGGGAAGGUCUCAGUGCAAUUCACAUGGUGGUGAUGGCGAAUAGCAUGUCCUGCCUCAAACAGCUGAUUGCUGCUGGAGUUAAUGUCAAUGCUCAGGAACAAAAAUCUGGACGAACUGCAUUGCAUUUAGCCGUUGAACAUGAGAACAUCCCGUUGGCAGGCUGCCUGUUGCUUGAGGGUGAUGCAGAUGUGGACAGCACUACGUACGAUGGGACAACUCCUCUUCACAUAGCAGCUGGAAGGGGCUCUACAAAAUUGGCAGCAGUUCUCAAAGCAGCAGGUGCAAAUCCUCACAUGGAGAACUUUGAGCCAUUGUUUGAUCUAGAUGAUGUGAAAAAUGAUGAAGAUGACGAUGAAGGAAUUGUGCCUGGCACAACACCACUGGAUAUGGCGGCCAACUGUGAGGUGUAUGACAUAUUAAAUGGCAAACCCUAUGAGUCAGCAGUGGUUUCGAAGGACUUACUGACACCAGGACAUUUGAGAGAACUGAAUGAAAGUUCCAAGAUGCAGCUUUACAAACUCUUGGAAGCGCCUGAUCCAAACAAAAGCUGGUCCACUUUAGCACAAAAGCUGGGUCUCGGCAUACUUAAUAACGCCUUCAGGCUGAGCCCUUCCCCGUCGAAAACUCUGCUGGAUAACUACGAGGUUUCUGGUGGUACAGUUCAAGAGCUGAUCGCUGCUUUGAGACAGAUGGAUCACACAGAAGCUGUUGAAAUUAUUCAGAAAGCACUAUCCUGCUCACAAAGCCUGUCUCACCAGGAGGACAGUACAGCAAAAGCUCUUCUGUCAUCAUCACCACCCACCUUUACAAAUGGAGAGACAGGCGAGCUUUAUAAUAGCAAAUUUCAAGACAACGAAAGCAUGUGUGACAGUGGUGUGGAGACCUCCUUCCGCAAACUCAGCUUUACUUAUUCAGACUCUCUGAACACCAAGUCAUCAGUAACACUUGGCAAAAUGGCCCUGGGCUAUGGACAUAAAAGUCAGUGCAAAGCAGUUAUAUAGCCAACUAGUAAUAUUCUCUUAAGCAAUAUGCAAUUACAGGAAUAAACGUGACAUUUAAAAUUACAUCGGUGUCAGCCCCACCAGAGGGAAGUGAAUUCACAACCAAAAGUGCGCUGGAGGAACCACACGCGAACCUGAACCAACAGCGACUUCAGCGUGCGACUCCUGGCUAUCGCUUCCUUCCUCAACUACAUUUCAUUUUAGUCAUUUACAAGCCGUAUACAGUAACCAGGGCUCCGCUGCCUCACUAAUGCACAGGGCUGGACACUGUGAAUGACUGACUGAGCUUUUCUGGGUUGCGAGGAUUUUCUUCCUAUAGAUGAAAGUCACUCCUUGUUACUGCAUAAUACUGACUCACUCACUUAAUAGAAAGAGGUAAGGCACGGAGCCAUCAGAGGAUACAGUUUCUAGCUGCUCUCUUCAUAAUUUUUGCAGCACAGUUGCAUGAAAAAAGCUGAUAAAAUAGCUGGCGGAGAAAAAUCAUUACUUUAAUCACAACAACAACAACUCAGAGAGAAAAGAGAAUCAUAAAAAAACAAACUUGUAUAUUUCAAAUAAUGUAUUUAAACUUAACUUUGGUGCCUCUUAUUCAAAAAAUUUUUCAAGUCUGGCAUUCUCCUAUUUGUAAAUAGUCUUUUUUUAUAUCUGUUCCUUUAAAAAAAAAGUGUGCUUUUUAAAUGCUUAUUUUUAUUUUACUUUUAUAAUAAAAACCCAAAAUGAAAGCUCUUGUCUACACUUCCUCAAAU